AUGGCACUGGCGCUGUUAGAGGACUGGUGCAGGAUAAUGAGUGUGGAUGAGCAGAAGUCACUGAUGGUUACGGGGAUACCGGCGGACUAUGAGGAGGCUGAGAUUCAGGAGGUCCUUCAGGAGACUUUAAAGUCUCUGGGCAGGUAUAGAAUGCUUGGCAAGAUAUUCCGGAAGCAGGAGAAUGCCAAUGCUGUCUUACUAGAGCUUCUGGAAGAUACUGAUGUCUCGGCCAUUCCCAGUGAGGUCCAGGGAAAGGGGGGUGUCUGGAAGGUGGUCUUUAAGACCCCUAAUCAGGACACUGAGUUUCUUGAAAGACUGAACCUCUUUCUAGAAAAAGAGGGGCAGACAGUCUCGGGUAUGUUUCGAGCCCUGGGGCACGAGGGCGUGUCUCCAGCCACAGUGCCCUGCAUCUCACCAGAAUUACUGGCCCAUUUGUUGGGACAGGCAAUGGCACAUGCGCCUCAGCCCCUGCUACCUAUGAGAUACCGGAAACUGCGAGUGUUCUCUGGGAGUGCUGUCCCAGCCCCAGAGGAAGAGCCCUUUGAGGUCUGGUUGGAACAGGCCACGGAGAUAGUCAAAGAGUGGCCAGUAACAGAGGCAGAAAAGAAAAGAUGGCUGGCAGAAAGCCUGCGGGGCCCUGCCCUGGACCUCAUGCACAUAGUGCAGGCAGACAACCCGUCCAUCAGUGUAGAAGAGUGUUUGGAGGCCUUUAAGCAAGUGUUUGGGAGUCUAGAGAGCCGCAGGACAGCCCAGGUGAGGUAUCUGAAGACCUAUCAGGAGGAAGGAGAGAAAGUCUCAGCCUAUGUGUUACGGUUAGAAACCCUGCUCCGAAGAGCCGUGGAGAAACGCGCCAUCCCUCGGCGUAUUGCAGACCAGGUCCGCCUGGAGCAGGUCAUGGCUGGGGCCACUCUUAACCAGAUGCUGUGGUGCCGGCUUAGGGAGCUGAAGGAUCAGGGCCCGCCCCCCAACUUCCUUGAGCUAAUGAAGGUAAUACGGGAAGAAGAGGAGGAAGAGGCCUCCUUUGAGAAUGAGAGUAUCGAAGAGCCAGAGGAAGGAGAUGGCUAUGGCGGCUGGAAUCAUGAAGGGGACGACUGA
Messenger RNA from Rhinopithecus roxellana (golden snub-nosed monkey), 1095 nucleotides. It is a transcript of the gene PNMA2, whose product is annotated as PNMA family member 2. NCBI's taxonomy places the organism in Eukaryota, Metazoa, Chordata, Mammalia, Primates, Cercopithecidae. The transcript has a single exon. The record is from RefSeq and is a predicted model, not a curated record. Bases 1 to 1095 code for a protein of 364 amino acids.